Messenger RNA from Acanthaster planci (crown-of-thorns starfish), 8083 nucleotides. RefSeq lists its product as uncharacterized. Lineage: Eukaryota; Metazoa; Echinodermata; Asteroidea; Valvatida; Acanthasteridae. The record is from RefSeq and is a predicted model, not a curated record.
ACAAGGUAAGUGCUUAUAAAAGUGCUACUCUUAUACUUUCACCCACCUGGCAUUUGGAAAUAAGCUACUGACAGAAUCAAAAGUAUUCGAACCUUCGAGUUUUGGUCGGCUUUUAUAAAAAGCAUCUAGCUCCACUAAGUUGAGCAUUAGUAUUUCUCUUUUACGAUUUGGACGGGAUCGUUAGUGGACAAUCCCCUCCAAAAUCGUAAACUUGAAGAGGAAUAAUAACGCUCCACUUAGCAGAGCUAAAAGGCACCAUUGCAAGUUGUGCUUAUUGGCUUGCCAUCUAUCAUUUCAAUUUUUUUCUUCGCUUUUUACGUUUACUCUUAGAAUUCUUUUAUUUUGUUACUUGGUAAUGGUAUGGCUUCUUUUGCUCUCUUAAUUCGGCCCUUCCCUUUUUUGUUGACUUUUUUGUUUUGUUUCCAUACUUCAUUUAAUUUAGACCGUAGAUUUCGGACAUGUUUAAUGAUUUUGUUAUUUUUGGACGUGUCUCAACUGGUCUGCUGACAUUUUUAUAUCUGUAUAUAAGGAUCCUUGCCAUUGCCUCAAAGAGGCAUAUUUGCAGAAUACCCUGCCACUCACCUUGCCCAUGCACCUCGUAGCUGCGGAUACCGCGGAUACGUUGUCACACUUCCAUCCACAAUCGUACGUAGUACUAGGACCCACAUUUUGAAAAAUUCUUCCGCCAUCUCCAUUCACUCUGUGUUGCAUGCAGGACGCGUAAGGCCCUCUUGGUAUCCCCGUAUCCGCGUAGCCGCUCCCCGGGACCCACAAUGGACUCAGUUUGAAAAUUCUUCUUUCACUCUGCGUUGCAUGACGCACAAGGCCCAUGCACUUCGUAUACCCUAUAUCCGCGUAGCCGCUCCCUAGGACCCACAUUGGACUUACAAAAAAAUUUAAUCUUCCCCUAGUGAGUUCUCAAGAAUGACUUCAAUGCUGUACACAAAGUGUUUAAAAAUGUGUUGGUGAAAUUUAACGUUCGUGGCAUAUAGCCCCUCCAGAGGGAAAUUGCCAUAGAAAACACCCCCCACCAAAACUGCAACAUGCCAAAGACAGCAGGGAGGGCCCUUAAUUGUGCCUGGUUACUUUCAUUAUUUUGCCAUAAUUAUUUUUAAUCAGACAGCCUAUAUGGCCUUCUGUCUUUGUCCCAUCAGGGCAGCUUUAUCUCAGUUGAUAAGUGGCUGAAUUAAUACAAUUUUAUCAUUCUCUUCUCUCAAGUUAUAAAUGUACUGAUAAUUGAGUGAAAUUAAUUAAUGAAAUAUUAUUACUAUUAUAGACUGACAUGACUGUUUUUGUUUAGGGAUUUUAAUAUUGAAUGUAAUAUUUUAAAUAGCUUUUGCAUAUAUCGGACAUGAUAUUUUGUCUCUGAAAUACGCUCUUAAUUCAUGGAAAGUACUUUUACUCAUGAACCUUCGCACUGCAAGGGUUAUGUGGGUUUCGCUGCAAAGUUCCGGGAAGUUCAAGAACACAUAGGGCAAAUUCGUGAUUCUCAGAACGAUUGACGGUGUAUACCAGUUCGGUAUGUUUGAGUAAAUUGCAGUGCUAGAUGAAAUAAUAUAGUGAUUGAAAGUUUCGUUUUGAGGCUAAUAUUUCCAUUAUGGCCAGUUCCUGCACAGAGACAAGCUGAAGCAGGGCACGGUCAAGUGCCGUGGGAAUAGUAUAUUAAUCCAAAUAGUGGAAAUUUGCCGCAUAAUGAGUUGGUCAGCCAGUGGAAUGUGACCCAUGGACUACAUGUAGAUUGGAGUUGGGGCAGCUAGGGGCAAGAGGUUACAAAGUUAUGUACCCCUUGAGGUUAUACAUUCAGGGUAUAUAUAUUGGGCUGGCCACCAGUUGGUGUUUGUCAUUAAGUCUCGGUGUAAUGGCUAUACUGAUUUGAUGCAUAUGGCUGCAGAAAAUCAACAAAUAUUCUUUUCUGUUUGCAUCUUUGAUUAAAACGACUUUCAUACGAGUAUAUAUAAGCCAAAGUAACCAUACAUCCUCAAUUCGGUCUUCUUCUGUCUUUGCCCUAUCCAGAUGCACUGUUAAACGUUGCCAAAGGACACAAAAACAUGAUGUUAAAAAAGGAAGAAAAAAGCACGGGAGACCAUGUCCAGAAAAUGACUUAGCAAGUACCAACCGCACAGAAUAGUAUUUCGUCUAGCUCACGUAGGCUAUUACGAAAUACGCUGAGCAAAAUUUGAAAAGGUCUACGGAUGUGUCAGCGAUGGACAUGAAUAGGAAGCAAAUUGCACGUGACAAUUUAAAAUUGAAAAUUGGACAGAGGCUUUAAUUAAAGACCAUCAUGGGACCAUUUCUGAAACGGGUAGCCUAUUUUAAAAUUGCCUAACACCUGGAGAGUCUAUACCUUGUGCUUAUCGUAAUAAGAAGGCCUCAUUCAAGUUGUGUUCAUCUCAAAAGUCUACUUCCUUCCGAUUUUAACGCAUUAUAGGGAAUGGAUCAGCGCAAUUAUGGGGAGUAAUUUCCUGAUCAAAAUCCCCCAAAGGUGUUUACUGUUUGCAUUUUCGAGUGGCAACUGAAUUGGCCUAUGGGUGCAAUCGGAGGAACUUAAACACGACAAAACGGGGGUUUGAAAUUCAUCUUAGGCUAACACAAAGCAAAUCACGAUGAAAAGCGUGCACUGAGUCUGUAAGGUUCAAUGAUCGUGUUUAGCAUGUCGGCUGACCAGUACUGUAUACUAUGGUGAGACUAAAUGAAUGUAUCAGAAAACUGAAUUUGCUUCCAGACAUGCCAGCUUUACGCAAGGGCACAAAAGUUUUGUUGUCACGUUUUCGAAAUGAGAGGACAGACCCAUGUACUGAUGUAGCCCCACGCAAGGUCUUUCCAAAAAAAUAAAUGAAUGCCCCACUAAUGGUCUUUCAAAAAGGGAAGAAUUUCAGAGUAAGGAGUUGGGAAUAAUGAUCAUUUCUGGAGCACACUGUCUGACUAUUUCAUCAUUGUUUCAUAAUGCCAGUUUGUGAAUUGCAACCUCGGGUACGCAACCACUGUACGUAAAAACUUUUUUACCCACGUCCGCCUGGAAGUCGUCCAGAAGGUUUUAAUUAAGAAUCACGGGACUACUGUCUUAAUCAUUGAGCUUUACGACGUCAAAUAAUUUCAUCAGAGUCAUAAAAUGAGUUUGCUGUGAAUUCAAUAUAGGUUACUCGGGCAAUGGCUUAUUACAAGACCUGGCGCAGAUGUCGGGCUGAAGUCCUUACUCUAGCUGCAAACAGUAGUGGUGAUGAGGACAACCAGCCCAUCUUUACAGCAUCCCAAUACCCCAGUGGAGAUGAACACGAAGAUUUUAACGAUGCUUUACCACAGCCAGUACAGGCAAACAGUUCUGAUAAUGGAAGUGGUGACUCUUCAACAACGCUAGAAUCUGAUUUAGACUCAGAUUUGGAAGAUUACAUGUAUGACUCGUCAGGAGAGUCUGAUAUCGAAAUAGAUACAAACGACACACCCACAUUAGAUGACAAACUCCGAAAAUGGGCAACUGAAAAUAAUCUCACUCGUGCAUGUGUAAAUGGACUGCUUGUAAUUUUAAGGCAUGAAGGACUCAGGCUUCCAAAAGAUGCACGCACACUUCUCAAAACGCCAAGAAAUGUUGUUGUUGCGGAGAAAUGCGGAGGAGAAUAUGCUUAUUAUGGAGUGGAAAGAUACAUAACUAAAACUUUGGUAAAGCAAGAGAACUUUGUUGAGGAAAGGAACUUGAUAUCUCUAAAGAUCAACAUUGAUGGAAUACCAUUGUACAAGUCAUCGAAAGACCAAUUUUGGCCCAUACUUGCAUCAUUUGGCAAUUUUCAUCCAGGUGUUGUUGCGCUGUUCCGUGGCAAAACCAAGCCAGAACCUGUCGAGCAUUUCCUACAAGAUUUCAUUCAUGAAUAUUCAACUCUUGUUGAUGAAGGCAUCACUUAUGAUGAUAAAAAGUUUGCGGUACAUGUCGAGGCUUUCAUAUGUGACGCCCCUGCGAGAUCAUUUUUGAAAUGCACGAAAGGGCAUUCUGGAUACCAUGCCUGUGAAAGAUGUACAGUGAAAGGGGCCCAUGUUGGUGGAAGAAUCACCUAUGACACAGUUGAAGAAACUGCUUCAAGGACUAAUGACCAGUUCCUUGAAAUGGCCUAUUCACCAGAUCACCAACUUCAACGAUCACCGUUGAUUGAGAUAGGAUUCCCAUGUGUAACGUCCUUCGUGCUGGAUUACAUGCACCUGGUAUGCCUUGGGGUCGUUCGAAGAAUCUUAAUUUACUUGAAAAAGGGACCCCGGAAAUGCAAACUGUCCCAACAGCUUCUGAACAGAAUAUCAGAAAAGUUGUCUUUUCUCAACGGACAACUACCCUCGGAGUUCGCAAGGCAACCUCGCUCACUGGACGAUUUAGAACGAUGGAAAGCCACAGAAUUCCGCCAAUUUGUUUUGUAUACCGGUCCUCUUGUGUUAAACGGAAUUGUAGAUGACAAUUUGUACGUACAUUUUCUCACUCUCACAGUUGCCAUUUCUAUCUGUUUGGAUACUCAUCAUGAUAAGCGAAAUGAGUAUCUUCCCUAUGCUCGACAGUUGCUAAACUACUUUGUUGAAAACUGCCAACACAUCUAUGGACCUACAUUCAACGUCUACAAUGUGCACAGUCUGACCCACUUGUGUGAGGAUGUUGAUCAUUUCCAGUGCUCCCUUAACGAACUGUCUGCAUUUCCAUUUGAGAGCAAAUUGAACAUUGUCAAAAAACUGGUGAGAAAUGCACAUAAUCCUAUUGCACAGGCCACAAAACGAAUGAUGGAAUCAGAAGAAGCUGGGGCAGAUAAAGCAGUUCAUCGAAACCACCUACACAUUUCUGUCAAGAGAAAGGACAGCUGUUUUUUGUUAAGAACAGAACAAUUUGCUUUCGUUAAAGAAAAACGCAAUGAUGGACACUGGGUUUGUGAUAUCACAAGAAAACGACAUCUACAAAAUUUGUUUACCCGGCCUUGUCAGUCCAUGCUGUUUAACAUUGCAUUCAUUACAAACGAUAACAUCGGGAAUUGUAGGAGACAGAUUCUUCAUGAAGAUGAACUGUACCACAAGGGCAUUUGUCUGGAAUACAAUAAUGGUUUUGUGUUGAUGCCAAUGCUGCAUGGUCAAGGAAGACGAUAACAUGUUGCACUGAUGUAUUCAAGAGCAGUUUGGAGGGAGGAAAAGAGAGAGGAGGAAGGCACGGUCCCGUCCAACUGGAUCAGAAACCGCAUGUUGUUUUGGCCGCCAGGUCCGAAUGCUAUCAAGGCAUAUGAAUCGCGACAAGAGCCCCGUGACAACUGGCGACAGUUUCCCCUGGUUAAACUUAAGCUUUCCGCAGAUGACCCCAAAACAUGUGACAGUUAUGAUGACACAACAACAGCUGAGGCCAGUGAAGAAGAAACUGAAGAAAAACGAUCCAGAAAGAGGAAGACAUUUGGGGAAGACUUUGAAACCGAUGUGUUUCCUGAGAAUGAGGAGCAAAACGUGGUUAAAGUGAGUGGUGGCUCCCCUCAAGAUCCCUUCAGUUUGCCCUCUGAACCAAAGAAAUACAGACUGACUGUCUCACCUGGAUCAACUUCACAUCCCAACUCCACCUUGGGCACAGGAUCACCGGGAUCGAUCUCAUCUUGCGAAUCGCCCAGAUCAGUUACACCUCCCAACUCACCUGCGUCCACCUCAUCUGUUGGUUCACUCAUGUCCAUCUCAUCUCCUUCCUCCCCUGCAUCUACUUCAACUCCCAUCACCUUGUUUGGUGGGUUGUCCUCUAAACAUGGUGAUAAGCUGUCAAUAUCUGGCAGCAGCAAGCCAUCGUCGCCAAACUCUGGCAACAGCAAGCUCUCAUCGUCAAAGCCUAUUAGCCGCAAACAAACAUCGUUGAAGUCUGUCAGUGGCAAGCCAUCGUCGCCCAAGUCCAAAAGCAGCAAAAUGUCACUGGCGUCAAAGUCUUACAAUGCCAAGUUGUCGUCACCUUGUGGCAGCGGGAAGCUAACAUCAUUGAGAAAGUCUCGCAGCUGCAAUUUUUCAGUGUCAUCAAGACCCGCCAGCGGCAAAUCAGUGUCUUCAAAAUCUGCCCAUGACAAGUCAUCACCGAAACCUGGCAGUGGCAGUUUGUCCUCCGAGUCUUGCAGUGCUUCUUUUCCCAUGUCUGACGCAAGAUUUCAAAAGAGGGUUUUACAUCAGCUUGUCGAGGUGAAAGAACUUCUAAGUAAACUACUGCGCCAAUCUGAAGGUUGUAUGUUAGGAGAUGAAGAGAAAAUCGCCCAGGACCCUGUCAAGACAAAAGAGGAGUUUCUGGAUCUUGAGAAGAAACUCCUGGAUGUCACCUACCGCUCUGCUUUGGUUGCUUACUGUAGACGAGUUGGUGGAAGUGACAUGAAGGAUAUGGUUCGGAAUGUGUUGAACAGGAUGAUGACCCCUUCCCUUCAGAGUGAGUUCAACAUGAAGGGACUGAACAAGAGUAAGAUGGCAUUUGGAAAAACUGCAUUAUGUGCAGUAAUCGAAGAAAGCGUCGUUGCUUCACACAAUACAACGGUGUCUGAAGUAAGACAGCGGAUUGCCAAGUACUUGAAGUACUCUUAUCAGAGACUUUGCAAGAGCUCUGCAUAAUUCAACAGGCAUGCACAUAGGCAUUGAGUCUUAUUGGGUCUUAUAUUGCAAGUAAAAUAGAUGUAUGUAUAUGUACAUUGUUUCCUCGGCUUUAUUUUGUCAGGUUUAUGAAGGUAGACUGCAGCCAAUCUAGUGAAUCAUAUAACCUGUUUCCUGGCUGUUUACUUUUGGAGAUUUUUACGAAGUAACAAACUAGCAAGUCUGAUUGUUUUUUUUGGGGGGGAGGGGCAUGGGUAAAAUAUUUUUCGGCAUUGCAAAUGACCAGAUCGUUGUUGGGGCUGUUCAAAGGAAGGUCUGUUUUCCAAAAGCUUUGACAAACCACUUUGUGAGACAAAAUUUUCUCAAAAUCGUGUUCCAUUUUUCCAUUUCAUUUUAAAAUUCUAAGCCAACUCGAUUUGAAUUUUGCGUUCAAGCAUGCAACUUUUCAUCAACUGAUGUCUGUUUUUCUACCUCUCAUAAAUGCCAUUACAUGUACAUCUAAAACGUAUUUUACUAAGUCUUACCUGGUUGGAAAUGUUUUGUUUUGCCAAAUAUUCGGUUACAUGGCUUAUUAUAGUAUUUGUGUGAUUAAUAUUUCCCAUUCUUGCCUUGUCCGUAAACGUACAAUUUUAAACCUUUGAACUGCACUGUUACAAAUUUUUCUGUACAUUAACAGAGAAUUUUAUGCCAAUUGCGAUUACAAAUGUCAUGCUAAUGUACAGAGGCUCAUUUUGUACAUGAACAAAUUUUUACCUGUGGAUUCACGAAGACGUUGCCUUCUGACUAAAAGCAACGGAGACGAUGUUCAAAGAGGUUUCUUACUAGGUUGAGGUUGGGUACCUACGCGUUUCGUCGAUGAUGACAUUGGCGCGUUUGGUUUCUUUUUAUGUGCUAAGACACAUUUCCUCCCGAUUGAUGCGCUAGGAUCACAGUUGCUACAAGACUGAUCUAUAAUGGCACGCAGCUUGCUUAUGUGCAUCGCUUUUUCUUUCCAAUUUGGUCACAGUUGGCGGGAUGGCAGGUUGAAACCAUAUUUAUUUUAGCAAUUCUUACUUUUUGGCACACAAGGUGACUCAGAAUAAAAUUCUCCACAAAAACAUUACCUUUUACUCGCACUAGUAAGAAACACGAGCAAAAUGGCAAAAUCACCUUUACGAAAGUGGUUUUGGGCACCAAAGACAAUAUGCAAAUAUAUGUUAAUUGAUGUUACACAGGUAAAUUGUACAUUAUGCGGCUAAGUGUACAUGUACCUAGUUUCAUUUUCACGUUGAUUGUGCUGGGGCAAUUGCAAUGGUGCGUCCAAAGCCAUUGAAUUUAACAGAAAUAUUGGUACAUAAUAUUUGGGUAGACUUUCGUUUUCAGUAAAGUGUGCUAACGGGUUAUUUGUAAAGAACGAAAGUUAGAUAAAUAAAAAAAUCAUAAUUCGUUGUAAUCAGUCGCUCUUGUCAAAAUUUAUUUUACAGCCAGGCAGCGUGUUAAGUCAUGUGAACGUCUUUUUAUCGUAAGUAAGUUUGAAAAACAAAAAAAUUUUGAC